ACUCACACACCAGUUACACCGCUUCAAGGAGGCAUGUUUCGCAUGUCGCACUGCCUUGUGUACAACUAACAAGGCGCUUAAACCAGUCGUCCCUCUCACGGAGCUCCAAAAGAUGGAGGAGCAAAUUCUGCUCCUCUGAAACUAGAAAUUCUCAAUCAUCUAGGGUGUGUAAUCAGUUUGUCUAUCAUUUGACGUAAACAGCGAGGAAUUAGGGUUACCAGAGGAAAGUGUUAAUGGAUCGUCUUCGUCCCAGGCCCAGGCCGAGGCUCCUCUUCUCUGGAUUCACAAGGGCUGAGGUUGAGAAGAUGGAGAAAUUGCUGAAUGAAUCAGAUGUUAAGUUGAUGGACAAGGAGUUCUUCCAGAAAAUUGCAAAAAGUUUUAAUUGCUCUUCUGGUCGUGCUGGGAAACCUAUUAUUAAAUGGACAGAGGUCCAAACUUGGUUUCAGGAGAGAGAUAAGCACUGCAUGCCUAUGCCCGAAGUUGUUCCAGCGGCCAGUCCUUUAAGAAAGACGCGAGGACGUUCCCCCAUCAAAGCAGGAAAAGAGCUGCCAGAUCUGUCAGAGUUGGAAUUCGAGGCCAAGUCAUCAACGGAUGGGGCAUGGUAUGACGUUGAGUCAUUUCUAACUCACAGGUUUCGGAAUUCUGGAGAAGCUGAGGUACUUGUUAGAUUUGUUGGAUUUGGGGCUGAGGAGGAUGAGUGGAUUAAUGUGAAGAAGGCUGUGCGAGAACGCUCGAUCCCUCUGGAGCAUACAGAAUGUAAUGCAGUGAAGGUUGGAGAUCUUGUGUUGUGCUUUCAGGAGCGAAGAGAACAAUCAAUCUAUUAUGAUGCUCAUGUUAUUGAGAUUCAAAGAAGAUUGCAUGAUAUAAGGGGCUGCAGGUGUCUUUUUUUAAUUCGAUAUGAUCAUGACAAAACUGAGGAAAGAGUUCAUUUAAGGAGAUUAUGUCGCAGGCCUAUACAAUAGCAGUUCAGGAGAUAUUUUGAUGUUCUGCUACUCUUCAGCGCAUUUCCCCCCUCAUGUAUCUGGGCGGUGGUCAGUCCAAUAGGGAGGACCAUUUGAAGUUAAUAUUAGUUAUUCAGGGAGGAAAAAAGGAUUUUUAAUUGACAUGUUACCGCUUGCUGAAUGCUGAUGCGGAUCCAUUGAUUUAAUUCUUCUCUUUUGAAAUUAUCUUUACUAUUUUUGCUAUC
Tripterygium wilfordii is the source of this 1186-nucleotide messenger RNA. RefSeq names its product protein SAWADEE HOMEODOMAIN HOMOLOG 2-like. Gene Ontology annotation, molecular function: chromatin binding. The coding region runs from base 234 to 962 and encodes 242 amino acids. The record is from RefSeq and is a predicted model, not a curated record. NCBI's taxonomy places the organism in Eukaryota, Viridiplantae, Streptophyta, Magnoliopsida, Celastrales, Celastraceae. The transcript is spliced from 9 exons.